Carlito syrichta (Philippine tarsier) is the source of this 351-nucleotide messenger RNA. RefSeq names its product formin-2-like. The annotation marks the transcript as partial. The transcript is spliced from 2 exons. Gene Ontology annotation, biological process: intracellular transport. Gene Ontology annotation, cellular component: cytoplasm; endoplasmic reticulum membrane; nucleus. NCBI's taxonomy places the organism in Eukaryota, Metazoa, Chordata, Mammalia, Primates, Tarsiidae. The record is from RefSeq and is a predicted model, not a curated record.
CCCCCUCUGCUUCCUGGAUCAGGCGCCCCACUCCCCAGCAGCACUUUACCAAUGCCGCAAGUGUGUGGAUUUCUUCCUCCUCCGUUGCCAACUGGCUUGUUUGGGUUAGGGAUGAACCAGGACAGAGGGAGUAGAAAGCAGCCAAUAGAGCCUUGUCGCCCAAUGAAGCCUCUUUACUGGACAAGAAUUCAACUACAUAGUAAAAGAGACCCCAGUGCUGCACUUAUUUGGGAAAAAAUUGAAGAGCCAUCCAUAGAUUGUCAUGAAUUUGAGGAAUUAUUUUCUAAAACAGCUGUAAAGGAGAGAAAGAAGCCUAUCUCUGAUACCAUCUCAAAGACAAAGGCUAAACAA